Messenger RNA from Oldenlandia corymbosa var. corymbosa, 717 nucleotides. The record is from the annotation of a GenBank genome assembly. NCBI's taxonomy places the organism in Eukaryota, Viridiplantae, Streptophyta, Magnoliopsida, Gentianales, Rubiaceae.
AUGAGGAUUUUGAAGUGGAGGCCGGGCUUCAAGUUUGAGGAAGAUCCCCCCAUUGUGCCAAUCUGGGUCUCCCUCUUUGAUCUUCUGAUUGAGUUCCUCAUUACGGAGGUAAUUUUUUCAAUGGAAACCGCAAUUGGAAAGCCAUUGAAGGUGGAUGCGCCUUCUCUCAAUAUGACAAGGCCUUCAGUUGCACGUUUUGGUGUGGAAGUUGACCUUACCAAGGAGUUUCCAAAAUCUGUAAAGGUGGGCAAGAAAGGGAAGAAGCAUGAUCAGAUUUUUACUUACGAACAUAUUCCGGAUUAUUGCACUAAAUGCAAUAAAAUUGGUCAUAAAAAAGAGGAUUGCCGUGUUGGCCUUCAGAAGCCCUUGGAUAAGAAGAAGAAGGCUCCAUUGAAGUCUGUUGAUGGAGCGAAUCAGAAGAGAUCUUUGCAUGUUAAUGGUGUUAAGCCCCAUAAAAAAACUCAGGAACGGGCUGUGAAAAACCCUAGAGCGCAGGGUGCAACAAACCCUAGCGCGCAGGAUGUGACCGCCCCUAGUUCAGCGGCUACUGCAGACCGUUCAAUUCAGGUUGGUUUGUCAUCCAGCCUUUCUGCUAAAGAGAAAGAGACUAUUCCGGUUGAUGUUCAAGCCUCAGAAGCAGCUAACUCAUCCAAAGAAGCCCCCAGCAAAACAAAACACUCCUCGCAAAUCCAUGGAUCUGAGUGUGACAAACCCUAG